CCAACUUUUUCGUCCCCUCCACCGUUGAACAACACAGGCAAUCGAUUUCAAGAUGUCUGCUCAAGAGCUUGAACCGGCUCAUGAUGAGAAAAACAACUACGACGAAAAGGCUUUGACUGCCACCAAUGCCAAUGUUGUGGCAGGUGGCGAGAUCGAUGUCCUCUCCGAAGCAGAGGAAGUCGAUGUCAAGCAGUGAGUCACGAGACGGGGACAAGUAAGGGGGCCACGAUGACUGACAAGGUUCCAAGGGAGCUCGAAAUCUUCGACUAUGAAAUCGCAGAUCUCGAGGAGAAGCUUUCGUCCAUGACUAUGGAACAUGCUCACGCUAUCGCCCUGGAGCUGUACAAGAUGCACAAGCACGAUCAGCUUUUCCCUCAGGAUGCUCUCGACAAGCUCGAGGAUUUCUGCAACAGCUACGAUGAAAUCGCCGCCAACCCUCGACAGAAUGCUCGACUUAUCAGGGAGAUCAAGAUCGAGUGUCUCCUCUCGACAGAGAACUCGCCAUAUCUAGAAGUGCGAGCCAACGUCGAACCGACCGACGACCCUACCCUUCCAGCCCUCACUUUCCGAGUGAUGGUGAUUGGAACUAUCUUUGCCGUCGCCGGUUCGUUCAUCGACACCUUGUUCGCUUUCCGAAACCCCCCAAUUUACGUAGGAACCAGUGUCGGUCAAUUGCUCGCCUACCCCAUGGGCAAGUUCCUCGCUCGAGUCCUCCCCCGAGGCGAGUUCUCUGCCUUUGGACGAAAGUGGGGCUUCAACCCCGGUCCUUUCAACCGAAAAGAACACAUGCUUAUCACCAUCAUGUGCAAUGUGUCCAUGACCUCACCCUACACUGUCGAUAUCGUUCCAGUCCAAUACUUGCCUCAAUUCUUCGACCAGUCAUUCGCCUACUCGCGAGGCUACCAGUACUUGAACACCCUCGGAACCAAUAUGGUCGGAUAUGGAUUUGCCGGUCUGACCCGUCGAUUCUUGGUCUGGCCUGCGUUCGCUGUCUGGCCCGGUACUAUGAACAACUUGGCGCUUAUUCGAGCUUUCCACACUGAGACCAACGAGCCUGUUCGAGGACCGUUUGGCCGAAUGUACACCUGGUCUCGAGAGAAGUUCUUCCUCAUCGCCGCACUCGCCAUGGCCGUCUAUUUCUGGUUCCCCGGUUACAUUUGGCAAUCCUUGUCUUACUUCUCUUGGAUCACUUGGAUCGCGCCCAAGAACGUCAACCUCGACGCUGUUUGUGGAUUUGCAGGUGGAAUGGGUUUCAACCCAUGGCCUUCAUGGGACUGGAACAUUGCUCAGACUUGGUUGACUCCGUUGACCAUCCCAAUGUUCACUGCCGGAAACAUUGCCAUUUCCACCAUCAUUGCCAACCUUAUGGUCCUCGGAUUCUGGUACGGCAACGCUUGGGACACUGGAUAUUUGCAGAUCAAUCAGCCCGACACAUUCGACAACACUGGAGGACUGUACAACGUCACUAGAAUUCUGCGUGAUGCCAAACUUGACCCCGCCGCCAUGGAGGAGUAUUCUCAACCCUACAUGUCUGCCGGUACUAUCGGUGCCUACAUCGGUUACUUUAUCAUGUACGCUGCCACUGUUGUCUACGUUCCCCUUUUCCACCGACAUCAAGUCGCUCGUGCCUUCAAGGGAUUCUGGAAGGCAGUCAGAUCCUCCUUCCGACGUGGCGCCUCUGAUGAGGAUGACGCUCUGGAUGAGGAUGUGCACGCCCGAUUGAUGAAGAAGUACCGUGAUGUUCCUGAAUGGGUCUACAUGUGUGUCCUCUUGAUCUUUGCCGCUAUCGGUAUGGUUGGUGUCGGUAUCUACCCGGACAACACCUCUCCCGUCGUCAUGGUGUUCGGAAUCAUUAUGUGUUUGAUCACCAUUCUGCCAGUCGGUCUUGUCCAAUGCGUGACCGGAUUGCCCGUCCCAACCAACGUCAUCUCCGAAUUCAUCGGUGGUGCUCUCGUAUCUGGAAACGCCAACUCGCUCAUGUACUUCAAGACUUACGGAUACAUCUCAUGUUACCAGGCUUUGUCAUUCUCCAAUGACUUGAAGCUUGCCCACUACUCCAAGAUUCCCCCUUGGCACACCUUCAUUGCUCAGAUGUGGGCAACCUUCCUCUACUGUAUCGUUUCGGCCUCCAUCUUCAACUUUGCCAUGAGCUUCAAGGGUAUUUGCACCCGAGAUGCCGACUUCAACUUCACUUGCCCUGGACAAGAACAAUACUUCACUGCCUCCGUCUUCUGGGGUACCCUCGGACCCCACAACUUGUUUGGAAAGGGCAAGAGAUACAACAUGAUGUUGCUUGGAUUCCCAGUCGGUGUCGCCUUGGUUUUGGUCUACUGGGCUCUUCGAAAGAAGUUUCCCCGAUGGGCUUCUCUCCGACAGAUCCACCCUAUCAUGUUGACUCAAGGUCCCGUCUACUUCCUUGCACCUUACAACGUGUCAUACAUGCUUCCCUUCUUCUACGUCACCUACGCAUCGUUCAAGCUCAUCCGACCUCGAUACACUCAGUUCUGGGCCAAGUACAAUUAUGUCCUUGCCGCCGCUUUCCCAACUGGUAUCGCCUUCACUGGUGUGAUCAUCUUCUUUGCCCUUGAAGUUCCCAAGGGAGGAAUCUCGCUCAACUGGUGGGGUAACCUUGUGGAAUUCAACAACCCUGUGUCGUGUGAAUCGGCUGGUGGAUGCCCACGAUUGGACAUCCCUGCUGACCCCGGAUACUUUGGACCUCCUCUUGGCACGUUCAGUGUCUCUGCUUAGAUUCUCUGUAGUCUUAGUGCAUCGUACCGGAGACCAAUUCAAACUGUUUUAUAGUUGGGUGGCGAAUGCAACCGUCGUCUUCCAUAAU
Molecule: messenger RNA, 2836 nt
Organism: Kockovaella imperatae
Lineage: Eukaryota; Fungi; Basidiomycota; Tremellomycetes; Tremellales; Cuniculitremaceae
Product: oligopeptide transporter 2
Exons: 5
Coding region: 229-2748 (839 amino acids)
Biological process (GO): transmembrane transport
Molecular function (GO): oligopeptide transmembrane transporter activity
Source: RefSeq, a predicted model, not a curated record